AAUGUUCAACCCUCAUUUGCUAUUUCACGUUUAGUUUUCAUAAAUAGUUUUGAUGGAAUUUUUGCUUUAGCAAAUAUAAGAGGGGGCGGAGAGUAUGGUGAAAACUGGCACAAUGCCGGUCGUUUUGAGAACAAACAAAAUGUUUUUGAUGACUUCCAGUAUGCUGCGCAAUAUCUUAUUAAAAAUAAAUAUACCAGUUCUAAUAAGUUGACUAUACAGGGUGGCUCAAAUGGCGGCCUUCUAGUUGCAGCAUGUAUUAAUCAGACCCCUGAGCUAUUUGGAGCUGCUAUUUGUCAAGUUGGCGUUUUAGACAUGUUACGUUACCAUAAAUUUACGAUUGGUUAUGCUUGGACAUCAGAUUACGGAUGCAGCGAUAACGAUGAGCAGUUCAAAUAUUUAUACAAAUAUUCACCUUUACACAAUAUUAAAGAACCCUCAAAUAAAGGUCAGUAUCCGGCCACUUUGUUGUUAACUGCAGAUCAUGAUGACCGUGUAGUACCUCUACAUUCUCUUAAAUUUAUUGCCGAAUUACAUUACAAAAUAGGACAGUUACCCCAACAAAAAAAUCCACUAAUGAUUCGUAUUGAAACAAGAGCUGGUCAUGGAGCAGGGAAACCCACUUCUAAAGUAAUUGAGGAGCUUACAGACAUUUUCUGUUUCAUCCAAAAGUCAUUAAAUCUUAAGUUUUAUGAAUGACCUUUUAUAUAAUUUAUGAAGAACAUUAACAGUCUGAUGUACCUUUAAAACAAAACGUUCUGUAUUUUAGUUCUAGAAAAAAUGUACUUAAUAAGUACCUGUUUGCGAUUUUUAUGUAAAUCUUUUUGUGUUUAAAUGCAAUU
Messenger RNA from Agrilus planipennis (emerald ash borer), 839 nucleotides. RefSeq names its product prolyl endopeptidase-like. Gene Ontology annotation, molecular function: serine-type endopeptidase activity; oligopeptidase activity. The annotation marks the transcript as partial. Gene Ontology annotation, cellular component: cytosol. Gene Ontology annotation, biological process: proteolysis. The record is from RefSeq and is a predicted model, not a curated record. NCBI's taxonomy places the organism in Eukaryota, Metazoa, Arthropoda, Insecta, Coleoptera, Buprestidae. The transcript has 5 exons.